This is a messenger RNA of Vicia villosa (hairy vetch), 547 nucleotides long. Its product is annotated as glycine cleavage system H protein 2, mitochondrial-like. Gene Ontology annotation, cellular component: mitochondrion; cytoplasm; glycine cleavage complex. The transcript is spliced from 4 exons. Gene Ontology annotation, biological process: protein lipoylation; glycine decarboxylation via glycine cleavage system. Bases 209 to 547 code for a protein of 112 amino acids. The record is from RefSeq and is a predicted model, not a curated record. Lineage: Eukaryota; Viridiplantae; Streptophyta; Magnoliopsida; Fabales; Fabaceae.
UAUGAAGAUGUUGAAGGCUCACAAGAUGUUCAGAAUCCAACCGUAUCUGCAUUAACUUUUGGCAAAUCGACCAAUUUAAGGUCUUCUAACCAGGACAUUACUUGUUGCCAUUCUUACUCGAGAAUCCCUUCAUUUGUGAAAUGCCUUCAAUUUCGGAUCUGUUCUCUAUAGUAACAGACCGCUCUCGUUAUUCACAUCACAGAGAAAGAUGGCUUGCCGGCAGUUAUGGGCUUCAAGAGCUGCAUCAUACCUCAGGAUCUCUGUCUUUCACAAAAGCUUCUCUUAUGUUUUGAACAAUAUGAAGUACAGUGAUUCUCAUGAAUGGGUGAAAGUUGAUGGAAAUUCUGCAACUGUCGGCAUAACUGAUCACGCCCAAGAUCAUUUGGGCGAUGUUGUGUACGUUGAGCUCCCAGAAGUUGGAGCAGCAGUGACACAAGGAGAUGCCUUUGGUGCAGUUGAAAGUGUGAAGGCAACUAGUGACGCCAACUCUCCGGUUUCUGGAAAAGUUGUUGAAGUUAAUGAAGAGAUCAACAGCUCUCCCGGUUAA